UCUUAUUAAAUAUUUUUUCUAUGAAAAAGUUUUUCGCUCAAUAUUUGAGGACUAUGUGCAGUGCGGUGAAUGUGCGCAGAAUGUAUGAACGUCAAGAAUGUAGUGUCUUCGCCACUGGCAUCAACAUUUUAAUGAGCGCCAAUCGGCAAAUAGGCUCGAUCCCCGAGGGACGCACCCGGUCCAAAUUGAAUCCAAUUCGCCUCCCACUCCAGACGCCAAAGCCAAAGCGACAAGAAACUCAAAGAGGCUACUUCAUGAACAAACCGGGUGGAAUGGAGGCACAUCAUUUUGUGUCGAUUGAAUGGAAACUCGUGCACGCUUCGCCCUGUUACCGCCCAGUAUUGCCAUCGCAUUUCAUCAAUAUUUAAACAUCAUCAGAAAAUAUAAUAUUGUAUAUAUUCACGUAGUUAGUAGGUUUAAAGCCAAAUGUUUUGUAUUCCUUUUUAUACAAUGACUGCUUCAACUGAAAUAUUUAUGUAGCGAUGUAGAUCUCACUAUUUAUUUUCUUAUUUGUUAUUAAAUAUUGUUUACUUAAUCGA
This is a messenger RNA of Homalodisca vitripennis (glassy-winged sharpshooter), 539 nucleotides long. RefSeq lists its product as uncharacterized. NCBI's taxonomy places the organism in Eukaryota, Metazoa, Arthropoda, Insecta, Hemiptera, Cicadellidae. The record is from RefSeq and is a predicted model, not a curated record. The coding region runs from base 21 to 368 and encodes 115 amino acids. The transcript is spliced from 3 exons.